Messenger RNA from Ambispora gerdemannii, 200 nucleotides. The record is from the annotation of a GenBank genome assembly. Lineage: Eukaryota; Fungi; Glomeromycota; Glomeromycetes; Archaeosporales; Ambisporaceae.
UUUAGUUAAAAUCGUGUCUACAACUCUCAAAGGAAUAUCAAAAUUUGGAAUCAAGAUUAUCGAUGCUUUUCCAGUUCGCGGUUACCAUACAGAAAAGAAACCAUACAUUCAUAUAACAACAUGGAAUCAAUAUGAUCGAUAUAAUGCGUUGAAAAUAGUUUGUGAGUUUGGCUUAGAAACUGCAUCUGAUGAUCUAAAUU